Messenger RNA from Pararge aegeria (speckled wood butterfly), 1859 nucleotides. RefSeq lists its product as uncharacterized. Gene Ontology annotation, molecular function: transcription coactivator activity; RNA polymerase II general transcription initiation factor activity; protein heterodimerization activity. The record is from RefSeq and is a predicted model, not a curated record. The transcript has 9 exons. Lineage: Eukaryota; Metazoa; Arthropoda; Insecta; Lepidoptera; Nymphalidae. Gene Ontology annotation, biological process: transcription initiation at RNA polymerase II promoter; RNA polymerase II preinitiation complex assembly. Gene Ontology annotation, cellular component: SLIK (SAGA-like) complex; SAGA complex; transcription factor TFIID complex. Bases 167 to 1807 code for a protein of 546 amino acids.
ACGUCUUGAGCGUAAAGCUCGUCGUGUUUUUUUUUAGAAAAUCUUGAAUUCUUUCGACACAACGCCAUGUAAAUAGUAAGAAAUCAAUUAUUACAAUAAUCAAGUUAUUUUAAAGUUUUAUAAUAUAAUGCCCCGUCAUCCACUGUAACGUCGGGUUGUUUUAAAAAUGUCUAGUUUAUCGUCAUCAUCAAAGAAUCACUCUAGGAAACAGAACAGUAAUCGUGAUCGUGACCGAAACAAGUCUGUAGCGUCCGAGUCCGGAGGGUCCAGCCAGUGUGACACACCUCCACUCGUUGAAAAGGAUGGAGCACCAGCUCAGGGCAAAUUUGCAGGUGUUGGACCUGACUCAAUACUGUGCAUGGCUGAGCAGGUUGGAGCAGAUCUUAAUGCAGAAGCGGCUACCAAUCUUGCUGAGGAUGUCAGCUAUAAACUUAGACAGACCAUUAGUACAAUUGCAUUACACAGUGAGAUGAUGAAGAAGUCUUGUGUGGACGGAUGGGAUGUGAACAAAGUGCUUACUCUGUCUGAUACGAGUCCAGUGGUUGGUGCCUCUGCAGCGCUUUAUGCGCCUGUUGGUGAUGAGAAAAUAUGCUGUGAAAUAGAAUCGGUAAUUAAUGUAGCGGAAUAUGCAAUGACAACGCAGAGUUAUGUAUACUCAACUUUGCCGACCGUCUCAGUAGAAUGGAUAACUGAUGAUAAAAACUUAACAAAUAAUAACAACAUCAGUGCCAGUUUACAGGUCUAUUUUACUAAAAUAGCUAGAGCAAUAUUAAGCCUAAAGAAGAAUAUCAGGCAAGUAGCAGUGGAUGACCUGGCGCGGAACACUCGCAUCGGGCCCAUAAUCCCGAAUCUCUUCAAUUUAGUUGUGCUGGUGCUUAACGAUGACAACCUGAACGCAUUGAAUGUUCCAACUAAGAGGCCGUUACAAUCAAACGUUUUGGACAUGGUCGACGCGUUAUGCUCAAAUCCUUGCAGCCUGGACACUAAUAUACAACAGCAGUUUCAAAGGCUUUUUCCGGUGAUGGUUUCGAAUAUAUUAGGUAAUGGUGUGUUAGCUGAGAAAAUGGUAGCUCUCUUAACAAAGAUAACCCGUACCUGGCCACAAUUCAUCACUGUUGGUAAAGGUAUUCUCUUCGAUUAUCUAUCUCAGGGCACCAAAGAACGUCUCUCACCACCUAUGAUGCGUUGUUUGACCGCACUAGGUCGAUGCGCAAUAGUCGAGUGCCUAGGAGAUAGCCUGGACUAUAUCGAUGACUAUAUCCAUACAUCCCGACGGGGGAACGCUUCGGAGUUGAGGCAGACUAUACUGGACGCGUCAACGUGUCUCCUAAGGUCUGAACCGACUACGUUUUUAGAAGACUACGUCAUGACAGAUUAUAGCAUGUAUGAAAUUUUGGGCGACUCGGUUCUACCUAGGAGGACUUUGUUUCCUGUUCAAGGAAAACCGCCAAGCGAUACAAACGUUUCAGAGAAGACUUCGGAAGAUGACUUCGGUUAUUCCUCACUCAGGCCUGUGUUGAGGCGGCCCAAAGUUAGACUCAUAUCACACAGAAAAACUAACACCAGUAUACACAGAGACGCUGUUUUCGAGCCGACGAAAUUUACUCUAAAAAAGAAACCUAUUACUUUAAGAAUAAAGAACUGCCGUAACAGAGAUAUUUGUAAGAGAAAUCACGACCGGACUAUAUGCAGUGUUCAUACAAGUAGGAUAAAUGGUGUCAUCGUAGCGAGUGGACUAUUGAAUAGGUUUAGGUAUAGAAUAAGCAACACUAACGACUUUCCAAUAUUUGGAGCUUUAAUACUGUGAAACUAUUUUUCAAUGAGAGUAAAUACCUGAUUAUUGUAAUUUAUUAUUUUUA